AUGACUGGUGAAAAUCAGAGUCGUUCCUAUUUGGAAAAACAACCAUUUGGUGGCGUUCCAGCACUUGAUGAUGCCGAUGGUUUCACAAUAUAUGAAUCCCGCGCAAUUUGUCGGUAUUUAGAAAAGAAAUACAAAGGCAAAGGUACUGAAUUGAUUCCAAAAAGCAAUGCACAAGUUGAAGGCCUUUUUGAACAAGCUGCAUCAAUUGAAUUGAGUUAUUUUGAUCCAUAUGCUAGUACUAUUGUCGGCGAACGAGUAUACAAAAAAAUGCGAGGCGGUGAGCCAGAUAUGAAUAAAGUAGCAGGACAACGACAAGAUUUAGCUGAAAAUUUGGAUGUUUACGAACAAAUUUUAUCUACACAAUCAUAUCUGGGCGGAAAUACGUUUACUCUUGCUGAUUUAUUCCAUUUGCCAUUGGGUUCAAUGCUUGCAAAAUGUGGUGAAGGUGAACUGUUCGAAUCUCGACCACAUGUGAAGCAAUGGUGGAACAAGAUUUCAUCACGACAGGCAUGGAAAACUAUUCAAGCUAUGCAUGAAAUCCAAUAA
Messenger RNA from Rotaria sp. Silwood2, 546 nucleotides. The record is from the annotation of a GenBank genome assembly. Lineage: Eukaryota; Metazoa; Rotifera; Eurotatoria; Philodinida; Philodinidae.